UCUCUCACUCUCUCGCUCUCAUUAUGUCACAGUAAUGUAGUGUGACAGGUUAAUCCAAUCACUCCUCUCUCACUCCGGCAUGCCUUAUCCUCUACCACCCGGUCUCUCUCGCUCAUUUUCUUACUCACUCCAUCCCUGCCUGUGCAGCAACCGGACCCCCAUCACCAAGUGUCAGUGAAGCUGCUGCAAGACCCUGUGACAAUGGCUGCUACCGGAACGUUCCGUAUGGUGUCGGAGGAGGAGCAGGCCAUGAGGUCCAAGCUGGAGCAUCUGACUGUGAAGGACCACGGGCCUGUGUUUGGACCCUGUCCCAAACUGCCUGUACACACAAUACAGAAGGCGAAGGAUGAACUCAACGAGACGGAGGAAAGGCGAGUGUCAUCUCUGAAGGAGCUUAGGGCCAUGAUGAAAGAAAAGGCGAGAGAUGGGGAUGACCUGGCUAAGACGGUGCAGGAGCGCUUCGGGGACAAACCCGACUCCCUGCUGCUGCGCUUCAUCAGAGCCCGCAAGUUUGACGUGGCCAGAGCCCACGAGCUCCUGAAGGGUUAUGUGCGCUUUAGGAGGGACUACCCUGAGCUGUUUGAGAACCUGACCCCCGAGGCYGUCCGCAGCACCAUUGAGGCAGGCUACCCUGUGGUCCUGCCCAGCAGGGACAAGUACGGCCGUGUAGUGCUCCUCUUCAACAUCGAGAACUGGGACCUGGAGGAGGUCACCUUUGAUGAGACCCUGCGAGCAUACUGUGUGAUCCUGGAGAAGUUGUUGGAGAAUGAGGAGACCCAGAUCAAUGGUUUUGUACUGAUUGAGAACUUUAAGGGUUUCACCAUGCAGCACGCCUCUGGCAUCAAACCCACUGAGCUCAAGAAGAUGGUGGACAUGAUGCAGGACUCGUUCCCGGCCCGUUUCAAGGCAAUCCAUGUGACCCACCAGCCCUGGUACUUCACCACCACUUACAACGUGGUCAAACCAUUCAUGAAGAGCAAGCUGCUGGAGAGGGUCUUUGUUCACGGUGAUGAGUUGGAUGGCUACCUGAAUGAUUUUGACGCUGACAUCCUGCCUGCAGACUUCGACGGGAAAGCCCCCAUCACUGACUGCAAGGCCAUCGCUACCAAACUGUUUGGGUCUGAGGACACAGCGCUCUAACACCAUACUGUCACAUUACGAAGCAAGGCUGGAACAGACCGGGGUCCAGUCCAAAACGAACAGCUAGCACCUAACCCUGGACACUUGAUGCUCCCUCAGAUCAGUGAGGCAGAAUAGGUGGGGGUGAAAUUUCUACCAUGUUGCCUACAGGGGUAUUCAGUUCGAUCAGCUCUUCAAGUGGGCAUCAAGAUGAGUGUCUUGAGUUUAGGGGCUAGUGGUUGAUUUGCGACUGGGCAAUAGGAACACAAGCGAGAAAGAAUAAGAAUGUUGAAUAGAGGACAUGGAUAGUAAAAGUACAUCAUAUGAAUUUUUUUUUUACAGCACAGAGAAGUGUAGCUCCUCCAUAUACAGAAGUUAACUUUUGAAUAUGCACAGGGAACAAGACGGCCCCCUACUGUAUGUAAGAGCACAGAGAAUGGCAUUUGGUGAUGAGAUGACCCAACAACUUAUUACUGUAGUCUGAUGUGAAUUUGGUGUUCAUUGCCUUAAAGGUUACUUUCACUGUGACUUUACUAGAGGAGCCUAUUGCCUAGCCUGAGACUGCUAAAAAAAACAUAUAGGAUAUAUAUAGAAUUUAGUAAUAGAAGAAUGAUAAUAACAUAUUUCAGUUAAGCUAGUUGACUAUGAAGAACAUUAAGAAUACGAUAGAUGGUCUAUGAAAAAAUUAUAUGAAAAUAUGUACAUUCCUUAACAUAGUGGCAUUGCUUAACUCCCCUAUUCACAUUACAUUUUGUGUAUACCGAAGUGUCUAUAUACUAUGGGAACUCCUAUGGUGUGCUUAGCUAGGAUUGCAGAGAGAGUAUAGUAGACGGUUGAUGUCAAAAAGUGAUUGACAGGGUGUUUGACCUUUUAAGGACAUCCUGUCCGGAUGUUCUCAUGUUGUUUAGUGUGCGCUUAUGUAACUUGAUACUGCAGCUGUUUCUUUUGAAGUAAAGCACGUUUGAAAUAAAAAAGUUAUGGGCUGGUGA
Messenger RNA from Salvelinus sp. IW2-2015, 2108 nucleotides. It is a transcript of the gene rlbp1a, whose product is annotated as retinaldehyde binding protein 1a. Lineage: Eukaryota; Metazoa; Chordata; Actinopteri; Salmoniformes; Salmonidae. Gene Ontology annotation, molecular function: phosphatidylinositol bisphosphate binding. Gene Ontology annotation, cellular component: membrane. The record is from RefSeq and is a predicted model, not a curated record.